This is a messenger RNA of Brenthis ino (lesser marbled fritillary), 759 nucleotides long. The record is from the annotation of a GenBank genome assembly. Lineage: Eukaryota; Metazoa; Arthropoda; Insecta; Lepidoptera; Nymphalidae.
AUGAUGGAUCAAAGACAGGGACAGAUUUAUCCGAAUUUAUCAGAUUUAUUGACGUACCAACAGAAUAUUGACAGAUUAAAUAUAGAUGAUGAAAAGUUUGGUGAGAAUUUCGCGGGUGAAAGGUUUCGUGAAAAUGACGCAUCACCAACGUCUCCAGUGUCCACCUUGGAGGAAGAAGACAGUAGCCAAUCGGCAUUUGGAGUAGAUUUGACGGGCAAAGGCACAAAUUUAGGCGGAAAAUCUUUUACAAUAGCGGCUAUUUUAGGAUUGACAAAUUCAGAAGAAGAUGUGAUGAAUCUCAGCGUGCAAGAGAGGCUGCAGCAGAAUCAAAGACAAUUACACAAUUAUUUAUACGCAGGCCAUGAUAUGCAAAGGUUGAAUGAUGGGUUCUGUAGGACUAUGGUGGGAGUUCCGUCGGCGUUGCGACAAGAUAGUCCUCGGCCCGAGCUCCGGCCGCAGGCGGGGCAGUUGAAAACUAGGGCGCAUUCUAUGACUUGCUCUAACAGUUCUGGAAGAAGCAAACGUAUUAGAACAAUAUUUACGCCAGAACAAUUGGAAAGGCUCGAGGCGGAAUUCGAAAGACAGCAGUACAUGGUAGGACCUGAGAGAUUGUACCUAGCUCACGCACUACAACUCACUGAGGCACAGGUAAAAGUAUGGUUUCAAAAUCGCCGUAUAAAAUGGCGUAAGCAUCACCUCGAAGUGACUCAACAACGGCUAGCUGUGCUUCAAAGGCACAGGCCGGAGGGAGACGAUGUA